Molecule: messenger RNA, 405 nt
Organism: Pistacia vera
Lineage: Eukaryota; Viridiplantae; Streptophyta; Magnoliopsida; Sapindales; Anacardiaceae
Product: L-type lectin-domain containing receptor kinase V.7-like
Exons: 1
Coding region: 1-405 (134 amino acids)
Molecular function (GO): ATP binding
Source: RefSeq, a predicted model, not a curated record
AUGUGGAAUCUUGCAUUAUGUGGUUUUGAUCCCCAGCUAAAAGUUCCACCAUGCAAAAGUAGUGCUCAUCGAAGAUCGAAAGUUCUCUUAUUGAUUAUCUUGUCACUAAGCACUACAGUCACAUUAGUUGUGCUAGUUCUUUUAUUUGUGUUGCUGAAAUGUCGCAAAAAGGACAGAAAGCUACGUAGUAUUCUCGAUAUAUCGCCACAAGAAACAUGGAGAAGAAUUUCUUACCAAGAACUUGUUAGAGCAACAUGUAGAUUCAAUGAGCACAACUUACUUGGCAAGGGGCAUUUUGGUUCAAUUUACAAAGGAAGACUUGGUGAUGACAUGGAGCUUGCAGUAAAAGUAUUCUACCAGCAAUUUGAAGAAGCUUUUACUAGUUUUGAGUUGAAUGUGAAGUAA